Alternaria novae-zelandiae is the source of this 2616-nucleotide messenger RNA. RefSeq lists its product as uncharacterized. NCBI's taxonomy places the organism in Eukaryota, Fungi, Ascomycota, Dothideomycetes, Pleosporales, Pleosporaceae. The record is from RefSeq and is a predicted model, not a curated record. The transcript is spliced from 5 exons. Bases 1 to 2616 code for a protein of 871 amino acids.
AUGGGAAUCGAACAUCUACCCACGGGGGCUACCUUUGAUCAAUUUUCAUUUGGCGCUGUGGAUCCUCGUACAGCCAUCAGUUAUAUGCCACCGGAUUUGAUUACCAACGUUGUCAUCGCCAACACGCCCCAACUAGCUCUCUCGUUUCUGUACUUCAGCUAUAAUGCUCUCUUUACCGCCAUGCUGAUGGGCUACGAAUGGGUGUCUUAUUCAAGCAAGCGUAAAGGCCUUCGCGUAACUCAUCAACCUGCCGGUGCUCAACGGUCGACAUACUUCCUCCAGCUACCCUAUCGCUUCGGUAUACCUCUCAUGGUGCUGAGUGGCACAUUACACUGGCUGGUUUCGCAAAGCAUCUUCCUGAUCGCCAUCGACUUUUACGACCCAUUUGGGAAACCGGGCGUUGAGGAUAAUGCAGCGGACAUGCUUUUCGAUUACAAGACUCUGGGCUACUCGCCGCCGGCCAUCAUAUCAGUGAUAGUGUUGAGUGGACUAAUGGUCAUCAGCAUAGUUGCUUUCGGGUACACACCAUACAAGCGUGGAAUGCCAAUUGUGGGCAGCUGCAGUAUGGCCAUCAGCGCAGCGUGUCACCCGACAGAACAGGUUGGCAGUGGUGAGAACAUUGCCGAGAAGAAACUGCAGUGGGGCGUUGUCAGUACUGGUACUGAUGGACUGGGCCAUUGCGCUUUCUCGGCAGAAGAUGUGGGAGCAGUCGUUGAAGGCAAGAUUGGUCUGGCAAUAUACGUUCGCCACCACGGCUGCCUGGCGAUGAUGUCGACAGAGAACAACAACGUUGAAUCCAUAGAAGAGCCCGAUGCGCAGCUCGCCCUUUUCAUCACGGCUACACACGAGAGCUUCGCAGUAAAUCACAAAGAAGUCAACAUGCCAUUAUGCGAUCUUUGCCAGUCGUUGGACUUCCUCGACAUCCCUAAGCUACCGCCCGAUUACAAAAUCCACACUAUCACUCGACGCGACUACCCGUGUCUAGUCCAAAUCAGUAGCCAACCUCUCAGGGACCUCUGGAAGAACAAGCAAGACCGUCCAAAGGAUCAAGAACCUGUCGGACUACCCUUCCACCAAUCUAUCGAAGACCUCGAAGCCGCCGCUGCCGAUGACUGCGCAAUCUGCAAGACCGUACAGCACGAUGUCGCGCAGUUUCAAUCCGACUUCAGUGGGGCGAAGAAGGAACCUGGAAUUCGUGCCGAGCGUGGCGGAGGACCGGAUUGGAAGAUGUGUCUCGUUAGGGGUGUGAAUGAUACUGGGGGUUUCAUGGUGGUAUCAGUCGAUACGAAGUAUUGGUGUCAGGUUUGGGUGAUUGCUGCUGUGGGGUUGUGUGCUGAUUGUAAGUAUCUAAGAGAUUUGGUGAAGCUGUUGGUUGCUCCGACUAAUGGUGUUGUAGACGGCGAUCCGUUGGCCGCUGUCGUUCGAGGUCGCAAGACACUCUCCUCGUCGCCGCAUACACUUGCACAUGCCCUGAACUGGGUACGCGAUUGCGACAAACAACGGACGGAUCGGCGCUGUCAUGUCGAUACGGCACCUCUUCCGGCUCGUGUCUUGGAUAUACGAGACUCGACGCCGCACAGAGUAGCUCUCUAUGCGCCCACCGAAGGAGAAAUGGGACGGUAUGCAGCACUGAGUUAUGUCUGGGGCGAGUCAAGCCCGUUCGCAACCACACGUGCCAAUAUCGAAGCCAACAAGAGGGGUAUCGAUACCGACCAGCUCCCAAAGACGUUUCAGGACGCCAUCCUCAUAGCCAGAGAAAUGGGAAUCGGCUAUCUAUGGAUCGACUCCCUCUGUAUCUGUCAAGACGACUCAGAAGACUGGUCGCGCGAAACAUCGCGCAUGGCCUCUGUCUACUCAAACGCCUACAUCAUGCUCUCCGCAACCGGUUCUCCUUCCUCUACAACUGGGCUGUCCAUCUUCUCUCCCAACCGCCCAGCACCCAUCUACUCCCCUUUCGAAUACACAACCACAACCGGCAUCAAAGGAACUCUCCAUGCUUUCUCCUCCUCGCGCGAAACAGCCGCAAAGCCCUCCUGGGCCGGAAACAACGCAAUGCUAAAGACCGAACCACUCAGCCAACGCGGCUGGGCGUUGCAGGAACGCUGGCUCGCACCGCGUGUGCUACAUUUCGGCACGGAGCAGAUGUUCUUCGAGUGCUACUGUUCCUUCCUCAGUGAGCAGGGUUUCUACCUGCCAGGGCGAGUGGAUACCCUAUUCCCAACUACAUCCCACAUUCCCCCUUCCUCUCCGGAUAAACCUAUCCCAGACAACCCCACGCUACAUUGGCACGCAGUACUAGACGCAUACUCCCGCCGUUCUCUAACCAAACCUUCGGAUAAACUGCCUGCCCUCUCUGGCCUCGCACGCACGUACGCUUCCCUACUCACUUCUCCAACCACCUACCUCGCGGGACACUGGUCCGCAACCCUACUCCAUGACUUAAUCUGGCAAGCCGUCGGCACGACAACCGCACCGGCAGUAUACCGCGCACCAAGCUGGUCCUGGGCCGCUAUCGACGGGCCGUUUGGUCUCUUCAGCCCGAACUCAGAGUCAUACGGAGAGGGCGAGGGGGAGGGAGUUGUGGGCCGCGAUACUGUGGAAGCAUGUGAGGCCUAA